Messenger RNA from Bombus huntii, 671 nucleotides. RefSeq lists its product as uncharacterized. The transcript has 3 exons. NCBI's taxonomy places the organism in Eukaryota, Metazoa, Arthropoda, Insecta, Hymenoptera, Apidae. The coding region runs from base 48 to 671 and encodes 207 amino acids. The record is from RefSeq and is a predicted model, not a curated record.
CGUGGAGGCCGACCUAAAAAAAAAGGAAAGUGCUAGAAGUAGUUCAGAUGAAAAAAAACACAAAAGGUCCUAAAAAACAUAGUAAAACAAAAAAGAAUGUUUUAAGCGAAACAAUUUCAAAAGAAGAUGCAAUACAGCCAGAAAGGAUUGAACCAUUAAAGUCUUCAAUGACAACAAGAGAUAGUAAUAUAAAGAGAACUUUUUCACGGAGUGAAAACACGAAGGGUAAAUAUUCUAAUAUUAUUGAUGAUACAGUAAUUCCAUCAGCAAGAAAUGAUAUUGAAGAUCCUUCAAUGUGCGAGGAUGCACUUGAGAAAUUUACUCCUCUUAUGAAUUCCACGAUGGACAUCAAUUCUACUUAUACGCAGAAGAUGAUGGACGCUACCGCAAUUGUAGAACCUUUAUCACCAAUAAAAUCAAACGAAACGGAGGAGGUUCAGCAGCUGAAUCAAGCGAUUGGACUCACCGAGUUCGAAGAAUUAUUCGCAGAAGAUGAGCCAUCCAGUGAAAGGGAAAUGUCUAAUAGAAACAUGACGAAACAGGACAUUCAAAAUGAAAUGAAGAAAAAUGUGCCCCUCCAAACAGCAAGGUCCACUUCUGUUUUGCACAGUAAACCUGACGACGACACAUCGGACGAUGAAGCCAGACCAAGGCAUACAAUUCCACAUUAG